AUGGACAUCGACGACAUCCUGGCCUCCGUCGAUCGUGGCGCCGGCGCAAGCGCCGAGUCCGCAGCCAUGGACCACCAACUCCUCACCCGCUUCUGGGUCGCCGAGCGCGCUGUCUCGGAAGUCCUACCAUGGCCCACGGUCCUGAUGGACCGAAUGAUGGAUCGCGUGCGAAUGCAGAUCGAAUCAAUCGAAGACCUGGCAGCCUCGUCCGCAGACGUCCCGACAAACAACACCCACAACCCGAAUCUAAACCUCCGCCUCUCAAUCCUACAAACCGACCUCGCCCGAACCCAAUACCUCAUCCGCAGCUUGCUGCGACAGCGCCUCGCAAAGCUUACAAAGUACAGCAUGCACUACCUGGUCAAAUUAUCCGGAAACAAAAACCCGCUCUCGCAAUCGCAGUCGCAAUCCCAGAGCCAAAGUCAAGCUACGCCCUCCGACUCUGUGCCGGACCUUUCGACUGUCACAGAUUUCACGCCGUUGUCUGAGAACGAGGCCAAUUUCGUGCAUUCGCACCAGAAUCUACUGGCGGGGCACUACAGUGGGUCUUUUAUGGAGGCGUUUCCGCGACAGUUGCGCCGGUUGGAUGAUAAUGCGGGUGGAACGAGUAUGAUUCAGGGUCCGGAUACGAAGGAGUCUGUCUUUGUGCGCUGCCUUGCUGGUGAGGUGCCGGUUAUUGUUGUUGGAGAUGAGGGGGAGGAGGAUAUUGGGGUUACGAUGCGGAUGGGUGAUGUCUGGGUUGUCCGCUGGGAGGGAAUCAAGUCUGCCUGGGAGAAGGGUGAGGUCGAGUUGCUUUAA
Messenger RNA from Penicillium argentinense, 798 nucleotides. It is a transcript of the gene sld5, whose product is annotated as putative GINS DNA replication complex subunit Sld5. The transcript is spliced from 2 exons. NCBI's taxonomy places the organism in Eukaryota, Fungi, Ascomycota, Eurotiomycetes, Eurotiales, Aspergillaceae. Gene Ontology annotation, cellular component: GINS complex. Bases 1 to 798 code for a protein of 265 amino acids. The record is from RefSeq and is a predicted model, not a curated record. Gene Ontology annotation, biological process: DNA-templated DNA replication; double-strand break repair via break-induced replication.